AUGCUUCAUCGACACAUGGAACCUCACAACCCUUCGAUAUGGCACCCGCUAAUUGAGAAGCUGACGCGUAUCUACCUGAAGAGCCUUCUGGCCGCACCCGACAAGUGGGAAGCCCAUACCAAACAGCUGUUUAGCGCGAUAAUCUUUGAAAUGACGUACGGUAUUGUGACAGAGUCCUGCGAUGAUCCUUUCAUCCAGGACAUGACGGAGGUUACUGUUGGCUUCGGAACAGCAGCUGCCCCAGGCAGGUUCUUGGUCGAUGCCAUCCCAAUUCUGAAGUACGUUCCGAGUUGGUUCCCCGGUGCAGGGUUCAAGAGGUGGGCGGCGUUUUACAAGGACAUGGAAAUCAAGGCCAGGACCCAACCAUGGGAGCACGUAAUGAAGGCUAUGAAAUGCGGGACCGUUGAGCCGUGCCUGGCUACGAAGAUGGCUGAAGAGCUUCCUGACGAAGGCGAUCCGAGGAGGGCAGCAGAGGAAGAGAGAGCCAAGUGGGUUGCUGGGGUGAUUCAUGGUGCCGGAAGCGAUACGACGAACAGUGUUUCUAUGGCAUUCUUCGUGCUCCUCGCAACGCAUCCUGAAGUUCAACGCAAGGCGCAGCAAGAGCUCGAUCGAGUUGUGGGGAAGGGGAGGCUCCCCGAAUUCUCCGACCGAGAAGAUCUGGUAUAUAUUACCGCGAUUAUGAAGGAGCUCCAACGGAUGCACAUACCCUUGCUAGUCGGAUUUCCACAUGCCACGACAACCGACGACAUCUACGACGGAUAUUUUAUCCCCAAAGGCACUGUUGUCUUAGGAAACACAUGGCAUAUCAUGCACGAUCCUGAGAUCUUCGACGAACCGAUGAAAUUCAAACUGGAGAGGUACAUCAAGGAUGGAAAGAUCAACCCCGACACUGUCGAUCCCGGGGUUGCUGUGUUUGGCUACGGAAGAAGAAUAUGCCCUGGACGGUUCUUGAGCGGAGAAUCACUUUGGUUGUUCAUUGCGUGCACCCUUUCGCUUUUCGACAUCACUCCGCCGAAAGAUGGGAAUGGCGAGCCGACAAUCCGUUACAAAUUCUCGCAGCUUGGACUUGCCCGCCCGGAACCCUACGAUUGCUACUUAACCCCUCGCUCGAAGGAAGCUGAGCAGUGUAUUCACAAUCUGUAA
Coprinopsis cinerea okayama7#130 is the source of this 1143-nucleotide messenger RNA. Its product is annotated as cytochrome P450. The transcript is spliced from 8 exons. Bases 1 to 1143 code for a protein of 380 amino acids. Gene Ontology annotation, molecular function: iron ion binding; monooxygenase activity; heme binding. The record is from RefSeq and is a predicted model, not a curated record. Lineage: Eukaryota; Fungi; Basidiomycota; Agaricomycetes; Agaricales; Psathyrellaceae.